Molecule: messenger RNA, 600 nt
Organism: Syzygium oleosum
Lineage: Eukaryota; Viridiplantae; Streptophyta; Magnoliopsida; Myrtales; Myrtaceae
Exons: 3
Coding region: 93-389 (98 amino acids)
Biological process (GO): mitochondrial respiratory chain complex IV assembly
Cellular component (GO): mitochondrial inner membrane
Source: RefSeq, a predicted model, not a curated record
UCCUCUCUCUCUUCUCUCUCUCUCUCUCUCUCUCUCCUCUCUCGACACGACACUCAUCGGCACGGCGAGAGCGAGCGAGCGAAGACGCAGCAAUGGCGGAAUCCAGAGGCACCUGGGACUCCGUGAGGGAAUGGAUCGUCGAGCACAAGCUCCGUGCCGUCGGUUGCCUGUGGCUGAGUGGAAUCACGGGUUCGAUCGCCUACAAUUGGUCGCAGCCCAACAUGAAGACCAGCGUCAAGAUCAUUCACGCCAGGCUGCAUGCUCAGGCACUCACCCUUGCUGCUUUGGCGGGCGCUGCGGUAGUGGAGUACUACGACCACCAGACAGGAAAGAAGGCCGACCGCUACGCCAAGUUCCUCAACUUCGAUGAGCACCAGCAGAAAGAUUGAAGUUAAGGUUCUACUAGCCACGAGAUCUAUACAGUACUAGGUCAUUUUGUCAUAAUCCCCUGGAGAGUGGCGACCAUGUUUCUCCGAGGCAUCAUUGCUAAACAUUGAUCUAAUUGGAAGCAUUUGUGCAUCUUUUCUAUCCAUUAACGAUGUAUGGUUGUAUCAAAUUGUUCUAUUAUGUCUUGUUAUUUUUUUGGUUCUUCCUGUAUAA